AUGGAGAACGUGGACUUGCUGGGGUUUCUGGUCAUCACGUUGAACUGCAACGUGACCAUCGCAGGAAAGAUCUGGCUUGUCCUUAUGAUACUACUGAGGAUGGCAGUGGUCGUCUUGGCGGGGUACCCCAUCUACCAGGAUGAGCAGGAAAGGUUUGUCUGCAACACCCUGCAGCCGGGGUGCACCAACGUCUGCUACGACAUCUUCUCCCCUGUGUCCCAGCUGCGGUUCUGGUUGAUCCAGAGCAUGUCGGUUCUCCUCCCGUAUGCUGUUUUCAGUGUGUAUGUCCUGCACCGAGGAGCUGUACUGGCCUUGCGGAGGACCUGCCACUCAGAUAGGGUGCCCAGAGGCCCUGACCCCUCUGGCCUAGCCUCUGGGGAGGAGUGCUGCCCACGGCCCUGCAGGGAGAGGUGCAACCUGAUCGUGCCAGACUUCUCAUCCGGCUACAUCGCCCAGCUCCUCCUGCGGACCCUGGUGGAGGCAGCUUUCGGGGCCUUGCAUUACCUUCUCUUUGGAUUCUUGGUCCCAAAGAGAUUUUCUUGCACCCGUGCUCCCUGUACCAGCGUGGUGGACUGUUACGUGUCUCGGCCCACAGAAAAGUCCAUCAUGAUGCUCUACCUCUGGGUGGUCAGUGGGCUGUCCUUCCUGCUGGGCGUCGCCGACCUGAUCUGCAGUGUGUGGUGGCGAGGCACCAGCCGGGGGGUGCAGAGUCCUUCCAUCAGGAAGGAGUAUGGAGCCGGGGCCUCUCUUCCUGGCCACACUGAGGGAUGCCAGGCAGAUGAGGAGGGUGGGUGGGAGGAGGACAGGGUGCCCAUGCCCCCUGGCGCCUGGACCCGAGGGGAGGGUACCAGCAGCCCCAGGGGUCAUAACUCCAGUAACUUGGGACAGAUGGAGCUUCCAGAUGAAGAGGAGAGUGAGGUGAUGUCCUCGGCCAGUGAAAAGCUGGCCCGAGAGUCCAGGGACAGGCCCCACAGAGAGGCCGCCCAGGAUCCCAGGAGCAAUAGAUCUGAGGAGUGGCCCUCAGCCUCCCGGAGCCGGCUGGCCGGGCCCUGUUCACACAGCCAGCUGCUGCCCCCUGGCCAGCCGGCCAGUUCUGGCAGUGUCCCCCACCUGAGAACCAAAAAGUCUGAGUGGGUGUGA
Molecule: messenger RNA, 1140 nt
Organism: Carlito syrichta (Philippine tarsier)
Lineage: Eukaryota; Metazoa; Chordata; Mammalia; Primates; Tarsiidae
Gene: GJD4
Product: gap junction protein delta 4
Exons: 2
Coding region: 1-1140 (379 amino acids)
Biological process (GO): cell communication
Cellular component (GO): connexin complex
Source: RefSeq, a predicted model, not a curated record